Molecule: messenger RNA, 1861 nt
Organism: Danio aesculapii
Lineage: Eukaryota; Metazoa; Chordata; Actinopteri; Cypriniformes; Danionidae
Gene: rbpja
Product: recombination signal binding protein for immunoglobulin kappa J region a
Exons: 11
Coding region: 27-1517 (496 amino acids)
Biological process (GO): Notch signaling pathway; regulation of transcription by RNA polymerase II
Cellular component (GO): nucleus; MAML1-RBP-Jkappa- ICN1 complex
Molecular function (GO): DNA-binding transcription activator activity, RNA polymerase II-specific; RNA polymerase II cis-regulatory region sequence-specific DNA binding
Source: RefSeq, a predicted model, not a curated record
GGCGUUAUUAGAGAGAGUUGGUGAAGAUGGCGCCUGUUGUGACAGGGAAGUUUGGGGAGCUCCCUCAGCCAAAGCGUUUAACAAGAGAGGCGAUGCGCAAUUACUUGAAGGAGAGAGGAGAUCAGACAGUGCUCAUACUGCAUGCAAAGGUCGCACAGAAAUCGUAUGGCAAUGAAAAAAGAUUCUUCUGUCCUCCACCCUGUGUGUACCUGAUGGGUUGUGGCUGGAAGAAGAAGAAGGAGCAGAUGGAGAGAGAGGGCUGUUCGGAGCAAGAAUCUCAGCCUUGCGCCUUUAUCGGCAUUGGAAACAGUGAACAAGAAAUGCAGCAGCUCAACUUGGAGGGCAAGAAUUUUUGCACAGCAAAAACAUUAUACAUUUCCGACUCUGACAAACGGAAGCACUUCAUGCUGUCAGUGAAAAUGUUCUAUGGGAAUAGUGCAGAUAUCGGCGUCUUCCUCAGCAAGCGAAUCAAGGUCAUCUCCAAACCUUCCAAAAAGAAACAGUCGCUGAAGAAUGCAGACCUGUGCAUAGCUUCUGGGACAAAAGUGGCUCUUUUUAACCGCUUACGGUCUCAGACUGUCAGUACGCGGUACCUUCAUGUGGAAGGGGGAAACUUCCAUGCAAGUUCGCAACAGUGGGGUGCCUUCUAUAUUCAUCUGUUGGAUGAUGAUGAGUCAGAGGGAGAGGAGUUUACAGUCAGAGACGGUUACAUUCAUUAUGGUCAGACGGUGAAGCUGGUGUGCUCUGUGACGGGCAUGGCUCUACCCCGACUGAUCAUUCGUAAAGUGGACAAGCAGACAGCGCUAAUGGAUGCUGACGAUCCUGUGUCCCAACUACAUAAAUGUGCCUUCUACCUUAAAGAUACAGAGAGGAUGUACCUCUGCCUGUCACAGGAGAGAAUAAUUCAGUUCCAGGCCACACCCUGUCCCAAAGAAACGAACAAAGAAAUGAUCAACGAUGGGGCGUCAUGGACAAUCAUCAGCACAGAUAAAGCAGAGUACACUUUCUAUGAGGGGAUGGGCCCUGUACCCUCACCUGUCACACCAGUGCCUGUUGUCGAGAGUUUACAGCUGAAUGGAGGAGGAGAUGUUGCCAUGCUUGAACUGACAGGACAGAAUUUUACGCCCAACCUCAGAGUUUGGUUUGGAGAUGUGGAGGCAGAUACUAUGUACAGAUGUGGCGAAAGCGUGCUCUGUGUGGUUCCUGACAUCUCUGCGUUCCGCGAGGGAUGGCGUUGGGUUCGGCAGCCAGUGCAGGUUCCUGUGACUUUGGUCCGUAACGACGGCAUCAUCUACUCCACGGCUUUGACUUUUACCUACACGCCAGAGCCAGGACCUCGGCCUCACUGCAGCGCCGCAGGAGCCAUACUGCGGGCCAACAGCAACUCCUCCACAUCACCAUCUUCAUCCUCCUCAGCCUCCAGCCUAUUGCUGCAGUCGGCUGUCGACAGCCAGGCAGGAUACGCCGCAGCAGGAGGAGUAUCUACAUCUUCCUCCUCGGCUAUGUCCGUCUCCUAACUUGGGAAACGUAGUGUGUGUGAGUAAUUGAGAGAUGGUGAUUCGUCAGCUCGUAGACUCUCCUGCAUAGAUUCAUGGGAUACGGAUGACAAAAAUGGAUUAUGGUGCCACAGAGAGAGAAGCAAUAGAGAGACAAGACUUCACUCAAAAACUGAACAAAUGAAGAUAGAUGUCUCUUCUUCUCUCUCUCUGUCUCUCUCUAUCUCUCUUUGUUGUGGUUCUUUUUCAGUCUGUUUCCUCACGUCGGAGGAAGUGGUGAUGUGUGCCGUGGAUCAAGAUGCCACAGGAUCAAUGCAUUAGCCUUACACGAGAGGAAAAAAAGUCAAUCAAAAAAAAAAAAGAAA